This is a messenger RNA of Exophiala viscosa, 780 nucleotides long. RefSeq names its product S-adenosyl-L-methionine-dependent methyltransferase. The transcript has 3 exons. Gene Ontology annotation, cellular component: endoplasmic reticulum. The coding region runs from base 1 to 780 and encodes 259 amino acids. Gene Ontology annotation, molecular function: sterol 24-C-methyltransferase activity. The record is from RefSeq and is a predicted model, not a curated record. Gene Ontology annotation, biological process: sterol biosynthetic process. Lineage: Eukaryota; Fungi; Ascomycota; Eurotiomycetes; Chaetothyriales; Herpotrichiellaceae.
AUGACGUCGCUCAAGAGUACGUCGGUCCUCCACGAUGUGCGGACUGCCGAAAACAGCGCUGCCUAUUUGCUGCCCAAGCUGCAAUCUAUGAAAGAAUCCAACCCUCGGUUGACGCUUUUAGACGUCGGUGCUGGCUCAGGCACAAUCUCUGUGAGUUUCGCCAAGCUCGUCCCAGAUGGCCACGUUACCGGCGUCGACGUCAACCCCAACAUCUUGCCACGGGCACGAGCUGCCGCUGAAGGGGCUGGCGUCAAGAACAUCGACUUCCAUCAGGGCAGUGUCUACAAGCUGCCCUUCGACGACGAGACAUUUGACAUCACCUUUUGUCAUCAGGUGCUCAUCCACAUUGGCACCCCCUGGGAUGCGCUGCGUGAAAUGCUCCGGGUAACAAAGCGAGGCGGCAUCGUCGCGGCUCGUGAGGGCGACUACGAGACGGAGUGCGUCUGGCCCGAACUUCCCGAGCUGUCCAAGUUCCAUAAAUUCAUGGCAGGCCUUAUGAGUGCCGGCGGUGGUGACCCAAAGGCAGGCCGACAGUUGCUGUCUUGGGCCCUCAAGGCCGGUGCCGAGCGAAGCCAAAUCACGCUCAGCUAUAGUACAUCGUCAUACAGCACACCGAGCGAGAAGAAAGUCUGUUGGGGUUCUUUGAGCGAGAAGGCCCUAAAGUUCGGCCUAGGUACUGAGGAUGAUUUUGAAGCAAUGGCCAAGGCUUGGGAAGAGUGGGCGGAGAGGGAUGAUGCAAGCUUGGCCAUGCUUCAAGGAGAAAUCCUCGUCCAAAAGUAA